Messenger RNA from Talaromyces amestolkiae, 1227 nucleotides. RefSeq lists its product as uncharacterized. The record is from RefSeq and is a predicted model, not a curated record. Bases 1 to 1227 code for a protein of 408 amino acids. Lineage: Eukaryota; Fungi; Ascomycota; Eurotiomycetes; Eurotiales; Trichocomaceae. The transcript has 4 exons.
AUGGACUACACAGUUGCGAGACGGGAGGUUCUUGCUGUGACGGCGGAGCUCACUGUGCGCCCGCAGGCGGCCUCUGCUGCGGUUCAACGGCAUGUGACGAAGGCUACCAAUGCUGCAGCGGUGGCUCAGGCUGCUGCGAAGACGCCCAAACUUGCUGCCAAUCCGGCUGUGCUGACGCCGGCAAAUCCUGCUGCGGCACUCAAUACCAAUGCGACAACACGGACGAGCAAUGCUGUUCCGGCAAUGGCUGUGCGCCCAAGGACGCAACUUGUUGCGGACCUGAGCACGACAUGUCUUGAUACACUUUAUCUUGACCUGAACGAUUACCCCGGCGAAGAUGAGAUUUUCGAGAAUAUGUGUAGAGGAAAUAUGCAAUGGCCUGGAUUCAAUGCAGAUCGACCAAACGAGAUUUUUCUAACGUAUAACGGGAAAAAUCAGAAUGCGGCUGCAGCUGCAAAUCGUCGAGCGGCGGGUUGUGCUGGAAGUCCGUGUGCGAAAAUCUUUGGAGAGACGUUACCGAAUGGAGUUCGGAUACGAUGGUCUUGCGAGGAGUGGCCUCCCGCUGCAUCUGCAGAGGGCGGUGCUCUUGCGUCUAUUCUUUGUGUACCGCAGAGUAUCAAUAGUGCCAUUGGAAGUCGGUGGCGGUGGGCAGUAGAUGGAAAGUCGGCUGGUGAUCAGAUCCGUGUCAGAGUCAAGGGCAUCGAUUGCUCAAAGUAUACGAAUGAUAAAAGAAGGUCUAUCGAGGAAGACAAGAAGAUGCUCCUGGGUAGGGCGGCAACCGGAGCGGUGCUGAAGAAUGAUAGUGAAGUCGUUUUUGUCAAUUCAUCGGUUUACGGAAACAAGAUGGAUGGUAGCGUCGCCAUGAUUAUUCCGUUUGAUGUUCCGUACGAUUUUCAGGGGACAAUCCCCAUUUCCGAGUCCGGUCAAACCGCGAAUGGAAAUAUCGAAGUUGGCCCCAAUGGCGUCGGCGAUGUCAUGAUGUUUGCCUGGGCUGAUACUACAGCGGUGUCAGUCAGCUACUCAACGAGUUUUUCAACGACUUCGACAACAGCUAUAAUCAACCCAACAUCAUCCACUACUUCGACACAUUCUAGCUUGACCGCAGCAUCUACUACAUCAACCACUGUUCCUACGACGACCUCGGUCGGGAACGGUGCGAGGCUAACCGAUGACCUUGGUAUGAUACCCUGGGUCGGAGUCGGAAUUGCUGCGGUGUUGGUUGCGUAG